Clonostachys solani is the source of this 1662-nucleotide messenger RNA. NCBI's taxonomy places the organism in Eukaryota, Fungi, Ascomycota, Sordariomycetes, Hypocreales, Bionectriaceae. The record is from the annotation of a GenBank genome assembly.
AUGUCGUCUCCAUCCAUCUAUAGAAACCGUCGGUACAUGGGCGAGGGUACUAGAAAUUACCGACCUGGUGGUUUUCACCCAGUACACCUCGGUGAUGUUCUCGAUGGUCGCUACCACAUCUUCCGCAAGUUGGGUUCUGGGUCUCAGUCUACCGUCUGGCUAGCCAGAGAUAGCAGUAAGCAAGAACGACAAUAUGUCGCUCUCAAAAUCUUUGAGGCAGAUGCAGGCAUGCACCAAGAAAAAGUUGAUCAAUGGAUUACGCAAGAUCAAACUCCUCACCCGGGCGUGAAAUUCGUAGAGAGCCCAUCCCUAGGCUCAUUCACAGUUACUGGGCCUAAUGGCAGGCACUAUUGCAAGGUGCUGGAGCCUCUUGGCGGUUCACUCAGUACCGUCCUGGAUGAAGCCUAUGAGCGUCGUGAGGAGCUCAACGAGUGUCCACCUGCGCAGAUGAAAGCGCAGAAGGGUGAUGGUUGGUUGACUGCACCGGCUAAGACGAUCUGUUGGCAGGUCCUAUCUGGACUGAGCUUCCUGCACAGCAGGCAGGUCGCUCAUCGCGAUAUUCGGCCUACAAAUGUGUUUACCGCGUUGCAAUAUGACCUUUCUUCAAUGCAUGAGAAUGAGAUUCAAAAGUCUGUUUGGGCUACCGACGACGUGCAAAAUGAGGAAGAGGAUGACGAGAGCAACGAAGAAAAGGACGACAAUGACGAUGAUGACCAGGACGACGAUGACGAUGACGAUGACGAUGACGACGGUGAUGAUGACAACGAUGAGAGUGGCGACGAGAGUACCAUCUCAGAUCCCGAAGAACGGCUCAGACGAGAACAAGAAGAGGAGGAAGACAGAAAAUGGCUAGAAGGUUUCCAGCAGAGGCGCCAGAAAUAUGUAGAAUUUGAAGCAAUUGUCAAUGCCAAAUGGGAGACAUUUGGCCGAGGCGAUCCGCUGGCAGUGCCGCAUUCUGAGGAAUGGAACAAGGCCAAUCUCAUUGGUACACGCAAUGACAUCGAAAUGCUUAUACGAGAGGAUGACAAAGACCCUGAGCCAGGCGAGCUCCAGUACACCGUCAGGAGGACAGCUCUACAAGAGCAACUGGACUUGAGCAAGCCAUUCAGGGUUGUUCUGGGUGACUUGGGCUUCGCCUUCCCCUUUGCUCAGUGUGGCAAACACCCGAUUGCUACUGAGCAUGUUUAUCGUCCCCCCGAGGAUCUGCUCGACCUGGAAAUCACGUACAAGGCCGACAUCUUCUCAGCAGGCCUCUUUUGCUGGAAGGUCGUGAUGCUGGAUGAGUUGAUUCAGAUGCUGAGCGGGGGUGGGCCUGGAUACACUCCAUCUCGCCAGCUCCAUGAUCUUGCGCGGCGCCUGGGUCCCAUACCCUCAGAGAUGCGAGCGAAUUGGAAACAGGCCGAUGCGUACAUUGACAAGGCUGGCAAUCCUCUAGACCUGUCGGAACAGGAGAAGUCGAUAUACGACAGGUCAUUCGGCGAGGAGAGUUUUCAGUGGGGGGAUAUUUGGCACCGUGCAAGGAUCCAGAAGCCUUAUGAUAUGCCAGAGAGCGACAUGGAGGUCUUUGUGGAUUUGAUCUUGAAGAUGCUGCAGUGGGACCCUCAGAAGAGGCCGGAGGCAAAGGACCUACUUCAACAUGAGUGGUUCAAGGGGUGCCAGUAG